Thlaspi arvense is the source of this 723-nucleotide messenger RNA. The record is from the annotation of a GenBank genome assembly. NCBI's taxonomy places the organism in Eukaryota, Viridiplantae, Streptophyta, Magnoliopsida, Brassicales, Brassicaceae.
AUGGAGAAUCUGGCGCCGGGUUUUCGGUUCUACCCAACAGAGGAAGAGCUAAUAUUGUUCUACCUCCACAGCAAGCUGCAUGCAAACAGACAGGACCUCGACUCGGUGAUUCCAGUCCUUUGCAUCUACGAUUUCAAUCCUUCCGAUCUCCCCCAGCUUGCUGGAGAAAGGUGUCGUGGUGAUCCAGAGCAAUGGUUUUUCUUUAUUCCGAGGCAGGAGAGAGAACUCAGGGGUGGAAGACCAAACCGCCUCACCACCUCUGGGUACUGGAAAGCCGCCGGUUCUCCGAGUUAUGUUUAUGCUUCAGAUAACCGAGCCAUCGGCGUAAAAAGAAGCAUGGUUUUCUACCUAGGAAGAUUUCCCACCGGACGAAAAACUGAAUGGAAGAUGAAUGAGUACCAGGCUAUUGAUGGAGACGCACCCUCGUCCAAGGGUACAGUUCCGAAGCUAAGGAAGGAGUUUAGUUUGUGCAGAGUGUACAAAAACUCAAAUAAAUGGGCUCGUGCAUUUGACAGACGGCCAUCUACACCAAUGUCGGGCAAGGCAAAUGUCCAGCAAGCUCACAUUGUCGACGAGCCAACAACAUCUCAUCACCCUAAUGACCUUCCUACAAUGGAGAGAAACUGCACACCUGCUGAUCGUCAAGCUGAGGCCUUCAAGAAUUGGGAUAUCAGCAUUGAAGAUGAGCCUAUUUGGGAUUGGGAUGAGCUCGGUUGGCUUUAA